AUGACUGUGACGGAUCUCGAUCUUCGCGUGACGCUCUCAUUAAUUUUGGUUUCAGACUCAGCGAACGUGUUACUCCUUCUGGAAAUUCCAGAAGCAGAUCCAGAUCCUGGUCAGCGUUACAGUCACAAUCACGUCGAGAUGCUUCUAUCGCGUGUUCCGAUUGGCUGGCCGCACGGCAACUCAAUCUCCGCCACCGUCCAAAUGUCAGUAAUCUCUCCCCCUGCUCCAAGUUGCACUCCUUUCCCAUUGCCUUUUCUUUCCGCCCUCUUCCGCCAUCUAGGAACCGCCAAGCUUCUCCAGGGAAAAUUUAUAUAUGUUUUUUUUUGUUGCCGAACAAAUCGCAAUGAUACCAUAUCGGGGGGAAGGGGGGGACACUGCCGGGGCUAUGAAACGUUUCUCGGCCUUGAACAACCAUCACAGCGUGCGAAACGCAGCUACCCCGACGUUUGGACAUGGUAUGCGAAUCACUACAUGUACCAUGUACCAUGUACCGUGGCGUCAACUGACUGCAGCAGUCAUCAUACCCUCAAUACGUCCAAGCCGCUGCUGCCACCAUCUCCCCUCGUCGUCGAACCCGAACAAAAUUUUCCACUUUUCUUUUCUCUCAUACGCGGCGCUGUUGCUGCCCGCUCCGGUCAAGUCGGAUCUAAGAUCUCGUCACGCAUGGCGCAACACUACGCUUUCAUGCCUGUUUUUACCGGGCCUGUGUCGACUCUGUCCUGCCCCCUUCUUAUAUCAGACCAAUCGCACACAUCUUCAUUCUGCGCUCUUCACAGCAAAGAACCAUCUCUUGUCAGAGUUUUCCUUAUCUUUACCGUUCACCUGAUCUUUGUUUUUUUGUGA
Guyanagaster necrorhizus is the source of this 843-nucleotide messenger RNA. RefSeq lists its product as uncharacterized. The transcript is spliced from 3 exons. Bases 1 to 843 code for a protein of 280 amino acids. The record is from RefSeq and is a predicted model, not a curated record. Lineage: Eukaryota; Fungi; Basidiomycota; Agaricomycetes; Agaricales; Physalacriaceae.